GUUUGCAGAAGCGUUCGGGUGUCCGGUACGCAACCAUCGAAAAGAUGGCAAAAACAGCAUCAGCGAUGUCGGCGGUGGUGACGGUAGUGGCGUUGGCGGUUACGUGUUGUUUCGUGUUAGCGGCCGGUCAAGAUUCGGACGCGGCAGCGAUGAUGUUCUCCGAUGACAUGUCUAUGGGGCCGGACGAGCUGACCGCUCGGCCGCCGCCUCUGUCGCCGUCGUCCCCGGACAUGUCGCCGGCCGAUCACACGUCAACCGGCAAGUCGGGAGCCACCAACAUACAGAAAGUGUACAGGACGACCAAGGCGGUGGACGCGAUGUCGGCCAUGGUGAUGAUGAUGGCCGCGGCGACGGGCACGGACGCGGCAAAGGCGACGGGCACGGACGCGGCAAAGGCGACUGGCACGGUCGCGGCGAGGACGGCGGUCAACGACACAGCGACCAACGGCGUGCCCAACACUUCCGACCUGGAGUGGCUGUUGAACGUGUACAACCCGCACCGGUGGAACCCACUCCAACUUCCAGCCGCGUCUAAGCUGUCCGUCGAGUGCCGGGACGUCAUGAAGACUUACCUGGAAGCGCUGAGCCGGGGAUCGUUUUGGGCGGCUAAAAUGGCCGACGCUAGUGGACGUUAUUCGUCACAGCUGUUUUUCGGUAAUGAUUUUUGGUUGGGGUCUCAUACUCUCUGCAAGGAAUUACAGAACAAAGCGACCAAUCAAUAUGUGCCGCCGUUUGAAGCUGAAUUCUAUGUUGCGAAAUUGGCAAUAAAAUUACAUGAUCAAUUAACCCCUAAAACUAGAUUGAUUUCACUUGGUUUGUGUAUGCCAAAAGAUUGCAGUUCUACGGAUGUGCAAAAUAUGGUUAAUGUUACCAAGGAUGAUAGUGGAUCUAAUUAUCGCAGUUAUAGUGUGCUCAAUGUUAGAAUUGUUCCAGGUACAUACAGGUUGUGGUCGGAUAUUAAAUUUCAAAUAUUAUUGUUUGUUGUUGGGAUAGUAUCUUUAUUGACAGUGAUAGGAUCAGUAUAUGAAAUGAUAUUAGAACGUCGAAAAGUAAGAGAAUUAAAAAAAAGGCGUAUAGAUCAAGGUAACAAUAAUGAAAGUGAUUCUAAAGUGGAAUUUACAUUGGACAAAAUGCAUGCUAUUGAAAAGAUGCAUAAUAUGAAAGAUUGCGGAAAUGGUGGUGAAACGUUAUCAGACCAAGACAUGUUAUUUAAAGUUAGUCGCAACGAACAAAUUAUAUUGGCUUUUUCGGCUGUAAGUAAUGGCCGAAAAAUUUUACAUUGCGGACCAGCGCCAUCUGAAUCGUUGACUUGUGUACACGGACUUCGAUUUUUAAGUUUGGCGUGGGUUAUAAUGGUACACACGUAUUUACAAGUGUUUUCAAUCGCAGAAAACAAGACAUUACGGACAUUGACUGAGAGGAACUUUAUGUUUCAAACAGUGAGCAACGCAACAUUUUCAGUAGAUACUUUCUUUUUUAUCAGUGGUCUAUUGGUUACUUAUUUGUAUUACAAGACGACCAACAAAAAAGAUGGACCAGAAAUAGCUGUAUCUCGAACUCCGAAAUGUAGUUCUUCUAUUCUGAAAAAUGAUACGAUUAAAUUUUUAAAACUGCUGGGAUAUAGAUUUAUCAGAUUGACGCCAGCGUACAUGGUCGUUCUUUUAAUGGCGGAGGUGUCUAGCCGAUGGCUUCGAAACAUUUCCGUCUUUGAACCAGAGAACAACAACCACAUAAGUUGCGCUAAUUAUUGGUGGAGAAAUAUGCUUUACAUAAACAGCUUAUAUCCCAGAAGCGAAAUGUGCAUGUUGUGGAGUUGGUAUAUGUCCAACGACACGCAAUUUUAUGUUUUAGCAGUCAUACUACUACUUGUUUCUGCCAGACAUUUUAAAGGAGCAGUUAUUGGAUUGGUGGCGUUCUUAAUUGGAUCAUGGGUCGUCACAAUAUUUAUUGCAGUACAUUACAAUUUUAGAGCAAGGAUAGAGGAACCAUUUGGAUUAUUUGAUCAACUUUAUGAUAAACCAUGGUCAAGACUUGGACCAUAUUUGUGCGGCAUGUUCGCUGGAUGGUUUUUGUUUGUUACUAAAUGCAAAUUAAAAAUGUCUUUCUUAACGGUUGCCGUGGGCUGGUUCCUGUCGCUGUUCAGCUUGGCGUACCUGGUGUACGGACUUCACGUAGUGCACUUGGACCUAGCCGGUUCCGCCCUGUAUGCAUCCGUCGGUCAUUCAGCUUGGGGUGCUGCGCUCGCUUGGAUCGUGAUCGCCUGCUGCACCGGUCACGGGGGUUGUGUCAACUCGGCGCUAUCAUGUCGCCUACUCCAACCUCUUAGCCGUCUGACGUACUGUGCCUAUCUUGUCCAUCCCAUUAUCAUGACCAUGACCAACUUCCAAAUGGACGGCCCGUUGCACCUGCACAAUCUGAUCACGAUGAUAUUGUACUUUGGCAACGCAGUAGCGUCUUUCUUGUUGUCUUUCUUUAUUUCUCUCACAUUUGAAGCACCCGUGGUGAACCUGCUCAAAAUUAUGUUGACGCCACCGCGGAGGAAGAAAACCUCGAUGGAAAAAAACAGUUCCGAAUUACAAGACUCGUAACACUGAAAACUGUUAUAAUAACAGUAUAAAAUUUGUCUAAAGAUCUUUAAGUAUAGUUUAUAU
Molecule: messenger RNA, 2651 nt
Organism: Melanaphis sacchari
Lineage: Eukaryota; Metazoa; Arthropoda; Insecta; Hemiptera; Aphididae
Product: nose resistant to fluoxetine protein 6-like
Exons: 13
Coding region: 45-2588 (847 amino acids)
Molecular function (GO): acyltransferase activity, transferring groups other than amino-acyl groups
Source: RefSeq, a predicted model, not a curated record